Myotis davidii is the source of this 2682-nucleotide messenger RNA. It is a transcript of the gene PEX5L, whose product is annotated as peroxisomal biogenesis factor 5-like. Gene Ontology annotation, cellular component: peroxisomal membrane; cytosol. Bases 17 to 1921 code for a protein of 634 amino acids. The record is from RefSeq and is a predicted model, not a curated record. The transcript is spliced from 15 exons. Gene Ontology annotation, molecular function: protein binding. Gene Ontology annotation, biological process: protein import into peroxisome matrix, docking. NCBI's taxonomy places the organism in Eukaryota, Metazoa, Chordata, Mammalia, Chiroptera, Vespertilionidae.
UGCAAAGAAUUCUGGGAUGUCUGGCAGUGACAUGGAUGGAAGGACCCACAUUUCAUCUCUACUUACUGUCCUUUUGUCCAGAAAUCGAGUCAUGCAAAUGAGCUACUUGAAAAGUAAAGAAAAAGGAUAUGGAAAACUAAGCAGUGAUGAAGACCUCGAGAUAAUUGUUGAUCAAAAGCAGGGAAAAGGCUCUAGGGCGGCAGAUAAGGCUGUUGCCAUGGUGAUGAAGGAGAUACCGAGGGAGGAGUCUGCUGAAGAAAAGCCCCUCCUUACUAUGACAUCACAGCUGGUGAAUGAACAGCAAGAAAGCAGACCCCUCCUGAGUCCCUCCAUCGAUGACUUUCUCUGUGAAACCAAAUCGGAGGCAAUAGCAAGGCCAGUAACGUCCAACACAGCUGUGUUGACCACAGGCUUGGACCUCCUCGACCUGAGUGAACCCGUCUCGCAAACCCAAACCAAAGCCAAAAAGCUGGAGGCCUCAUCGAAAACCGCAUCCCUCAAGAAGAAGGCUGAUGGAGCUGAUCUCAUCGGUGCGGAGGCUGAACAGAGAGGCCAGCAGCCUCUUCGAGGCCCGGAAACGGCAUCCUUAGAUUUAGACAUUCAAACACAACUGGAAAAAUGGGAUGAUGUUAAGUUUCAUGGAGAUCGCAGUAGCAAGGGUCAUCCAAUGGCAGAGAGAAAAUCAUGCUCUUCUAGAACUGGAUCGAAAGAACUCUUAUGGUCCGCCGAGCACAGAUCCCAGCCUGAACUGAGUGCUGGGAAAAGCGCUCGACUGACCAAAGAACAGCGAUGGGGAAGUGCAUUACUCUCCAGAAACCACUCCUUAGAAGAGGAAUUUGAAAGGGCAAAAGCAGCAGUGGAGUCAGAUACAGAGUUUUGGGAUAAGAUGCAAGCAGAAUGGGAAGAAAUGGCCCGGAGGAACUGGAUAUCCGAGAACCAAGAAGCCCAGAACCAAGUUACAAUUUCAGCUAGCGAGAAGGGCUAUUACUUCCACACCGAAAACCCCUUCAAGGACUGGCCGGGGGCAUUUGAAGAGGGCUUAAAGAGGCUGAAGGAAGGGGACCUCCCAGUCACCAUCCUGUUCAUGGAGGCCGCGAUUCUUCAGGACCCGGGAGAUGCAGAGGCAUGGCAGUUCCUCGGGAUAACUCAGGCAGAGAAUGAAAACGAGCAAGCAGCUAUUGUCGCCCUCCAGAGGUGCUUAGAAUUGCAGCCCAACAACUUGAAAGCUUUGAUGGCUUUGGCCGUGAGUUACACGAACACGGGCCAUCAGCAGGAUGCCUGUGAUGCGCUGAAGAAUUGGAUUAAGCAAAACCCAAAGUACAAAUACCUUGUGAAGAGCAAGAAGGGAUCGCCAGGCCUCGCCCGGAGGAUGUCUAAGUCUCCGGUGGAUAGCUCUGUUCUGGAAGGCGUGAAGGAAUUAUAUCUGGAAGCUGCCCACCAAAAUGGAGAUACGAUCGACCCAGACCUGCAGACAGGUCUAGGGGUGCUGUUCCACCUGAGCGGAGAAUUUAAUAGAGCAAUAGAUGCAUUUAACGCCGCCUUAACUGUUCGGCCAGAGGACUAUUCGUUAUGGAACCGUCUGGGGGCGACCUUGGCGAAUGGAGACCGCAGCGAGGAAGCCGUGGAGGCCUACACGCGGGCGCUGGAGAUCCAGCCCGGCUUCAUCCGCUCCAGAUACAACCUGGGCAUCAGCUGCAUCAACCUGGGCGCCUACAGAGAAGCGGUUAGCAAUUUUCUCACUGCCCUCAGUCUGCAGAGGAAAAGCCGGAAUCAACAGCAAGUUCCUCAUCCUGCCAUCUCCGGGAACAUCUGGGCUGCCCUCAGAAUCGCACUGUCUCUGAUGGACCAGCCAGAACUCUUCCAGGCGGCCAAUCUCGGUGACCUGGAUGUCCUCCUAAGAGCUUUCAAUUUGGAUCCUUGAAAGAAAAGAAAAAAUAAUAAUCCCUGUCCAUAUGUGUAUUCAGAAAUGCAAACCUAUUUUAUUAUGGAUUCCAAAAUGGUGACACCGGAUGUUCAAAAGGCCAUGGUGAUAGAGCCUGAGGGAAUUCCUACAGACAAUGCCCAGUCUCUGUUCAGAUCCCAAAGCACAAAAUGUUAUAUAGAGUCAAGGUCGGGCUCGAAAGAAGAAGCGAGAGGCUCAAGACUAACCAAGAUGAAGUAACUAUGUGAAUACUCUCUCCGCAAGCUGCAAGCCUGUCGCAAAACAUCGUCUUUGGGUUUUCGUCCCCACUUGCGGCUGAUGACACAUCUAAGGAACUUGAUCGUGACACACCUGGAGAAAGCACUGCCUCUGAUCAGGGAAUUCUGACUAUUUCUGAACUGUCCCCUAAAAUUCCCCCUUUUAGAAGAUUGAACGUAGUUUGGGCCGAGGUGCAUGCACAAAUAUUAACUCGACUAAAAAGAGGCAUUGCUUAAACCCGUUCCAAUUUUAACUUUUACUGUAGCUUUUUGAUUCCAGAGAAGGAGCUUUGCUGGCAAAAGCAGUUUUUGCACUAGAAAUUUUUGCUGUUCCCAAUCAAAACUUUUCUGGGACUGUAUAUAUGCACUUUAAUAUCUCAUUUAUGCCUUGCUGGAGUUUUGUUUUGUUGCUCCAAUUUUUAACGUGGGGAAGGGGGGCGGGGGUAAAGAUUUGGGAGCUCAGCCUUGUUAGCUCAAUGGACCAAAUAAAAAUUCCUGAAAAUA